Belonocnema kinseyi is the source of this 473-nucleotide messenger RNA. RefSeq names its product 60S ribosomal protein L30 (gene RpL30). The transcript has 4 exons. The record is from RefSeq and is a predicted model, not a curated record. Gene Ontology annotation, cellular component: cytosolic large ribosomal subunit. Gene Ontology annotation, molecular function: RNA binding; structural constituent of ribosome. The coding region runs from base 89 to 433 and encodes 114 amino acids. Lineage: Eukaryota; Metazoa; Arthropoda; Insecta; Hymenoptera; Cynipidae.
AGAUCAUGAUAAGGCGGAUUUUUAUUUCUUUCCACGUUGGACGUGAGACGAGGUAUUAACAAGUUUAAGUCGACAGAAAAUCGACGCAAUGGUUGCUCAAAAGAAACAGAAAAAGGCGAUGGAGAGCAUCAACUCCAGGCUUGCUCUCGUCAUGAAGUCUGGAAAAUACGUCCUGGGCUACAAGCAAACCUUAAAAUCACUUCGUCAGGGAAAGGCUAAGCUCGUUAUUAUUGCGAACAACACGCCACCCCUAAGGAAAUCUGAAAUCGAGUACUAUGCUAUGUUAGCAAAGACUGGAGUUCAUCACUACACCGGCAACAAUAUUGAGUUGGGAACUGCGUGCGGAAAAUACUUUAGAGUAUGUACUCUUUCCAUCACCGACCCUGGUAAUUCCGAUAUUAUUAAGUCGAUGCCGACAGGUGACCAAGCUUAGGUAUUUUGUACAAAUCUUUAAAUAAAAGUAUUAAACCUAA